AUGGGACGGGCGAGAGUAGACCCAGAGCGGGCCCAGAAGGCUGUCGAUGCAGUACGCAGCGGUGAGUCGUUUAGGGUUGCUGCGGACACCUACGGGUUGAACCCGACCUCGCUCCACCGCCGUGUGAAGGAGAAGGUGGCCAUAGAUGCGAGGGUUGGUCCCGGGACUGUCCUAUGCAAGGAGGAGGAAAAUUUCGUCGAAGAUGUGUUGAUCUACGCCUCCCGACACUUCUUGCUGUUGGGUCGGAGGACGCUGAAUGAAGCUGUGCGGAAGAUCUAG
Ectocarpus sp. CCAP 1310/34 is the source of this 279-nucleotide messenger RNA. The record is from the annotation of a GenBank genome assembly. NCBI's taxonomy places the organism in Eukaryota, Phaeophyceae, Ectocarpales, Ectocarpaceae.